UGUUCAGGGAGCCCUACACAGUCCGUGUGGCCGACCAGCGCUCCAUGCGGGGUAAUGUCGCCGUGUUCAAGUGCCUCAUCCCCUCAGCUGUCCAGGAAUACGUCAGCGUGGUGUCCUGGGAGAAAGACACUGUCUCCAUCGUCCCAGGUAACCGUUUCUUCCUGACCUCAUUUGGCGCUCUGUAUAUCUCAGAAGUGCAGAAGGAAGAUGCUCUGUCCACCUACCGCUGCAUCACAAAGCACAAGUACAGUGGAGAGACUCGCCAGAGCAAUGGAGCCAGGCUCUCUGUUAUGGACCCUACGGAGUCCACCCCGUCAGUGCUGGACAGUUUCCAGUCCGGUGAGGUGCAGGUGGGGCACAGCGUGGAGCUGCCUUGCAUCGCAUCCGGUUACCCAAACCCCACCAUUCGAUGGCUAAAGGAUGGUCGGCCAUUACCUGCAGACUCCCGCUGGACGCGGCGCAUCACCGGCCUCACCGUUUCUGACUUGAGACUUGAGGACAGUGGCAACUACAUCUGUGAGGUCACCAACAGCUUUGGCUCCAAGGAGGUGACAGGUCACCUCAACGUCAUAGAGCCACUGCGGGUCACCCUGUCUCCCAAGAACCUGAAGACAGGGAUCAGCAGCACGGUCAUCCUAUCCUGUGCCGUCCAGGGUUCCCCCCACUUUAUCGUGUCCUGGUACCGUAACACUGAACCUGUCCUGCCCGAUCAGCACUUUUCCAUCCAGGGGGCUCACAAUGAGACAUUAUUCAUUUCCGCUGCACAAAAGAGACACUCGGGAGCUUACCAAUGCUUUGCCACGCGGAAGGGCCAGACUGCCCAGGACUUCUCCAUCAUACUUCUGGAAGAUGGCACACCCCGUAUCGUUGCUUCCUUCAGUGAGCGGGUGGUGGUUCCGGGUGAACCCUUUUCCCUGAUGUGUGCUGCCAAAGGAGCUCCUCCUCCCACCAUCACCUGGACCCUGGACGAUGAGCCUGUCGCCCGGGACCUUUCUCGUGUCAGAGCCAGCCAGUACACGCUCUCCGAUGGCAGCACUGUGAGCCACGUCAACGUCAGCAGCCCGCAGAUUCGCGAUGGAGGAGUGUAUCGGUGCGCCGCACGAAACUCGGCCGGUAGUGCCGAGUACCAAGCGCGCAUAAACGUAAGAGGUCCUCCGAAGAUUCGGCCUAUGAAGAACAUCACUGCGGUGGCAGGAAGAAACACUUUCAUAAACUGCCGUGUGAUUGGGUACCCUUAUUACUCAAUCAACUGGUACAAAGAGGGGCUUCUCCUGCCUGACAACCAUCGCCAGGUGGUGUACGAGAACGGGACUCUGAAGCUCAGCGAUGUACAGAAGGGGAUGGACGAGGGGGCCUAUGUCUGCAGCGUGCUCAUCCAACCCCAGCUGUUCAUCACGCAGACUGUCUAUGUCACUGUCAAAGUUCCUCCACUGAUCCAGCCAUUUGACUUUCCACCGACUUCCAUCGGUAAAUUGAUGUACAUCGCCUGCGUGGUGUCGUCUGGAGACAUGCCCAUACGCAUCACGUGGCGCAAGGACGGGCAGGAGAUUGUGCCCUCCUCGGGCAUCACCAUCGACACCAAGGAAUUCAUGAGCUCCCUCCAGAUAUCCAAGGUGUCGCUCAAACACAAUGGCAACUACACUUGUAUUGCCAGCAAUGAUGCUGCCACUGUCAGCACAGAAAGGCAGCUCACAGUUACAGUCUUCAUCUCACACUCCAUUUCCCUUCUCCUUACAGUCCCAGCGAUGAUCACCAGUCACCCCAACACUACCAUGGCUAAGAAGGGUCACGUGAAGGAGCUGAACUGCACAGCCAGGGGAGAAUGGCCCAUCAUCAUCCGCUGGGAGAGAGGCGACACGGUCAUCGACCCUGACCGCAACCCCCGGUACUCCAUUACCACAAGUCCCAAUGAGAAGACGGACGAGGUGUUGUCUACACUCAAGCUAAAGCCAGCAGAACGUGAGGAUUCAGUCUUCUUCUCCUGUCAUGCCAUCAACUCUUACGGAGAAGGACGAGGUCUUAUCCAACUCACUGUGCAAGAACCCCCAGACCCUCCAGAGUUGGAGGUUCGAGAAGUAAAAGAUCGCAGUAUGAAUCUCCGGUGGACACAGAGAUUUGAUGGAAACAGCGUCAUUACCUCCUACGACAUUGAGUAUAAGAACAAGACAGAUUCCUGGGAGCUGAAACAUGCCACUCGAAACAUCUCUCCCACCAACAAUCAGGCCAACAUAGUGGACCUUCACCCUGCCUCCGUCUACAGCAUCCGCAUGUACUCCUACAACUCAAUAGGCAAGAGCGAGGCCAGUAAGGAACUCACCAUCAGCACAGAGGAAGCACAGCCUGAUGGUCCUCCCAUGGAGGUGAUCCUGCAGCCGGUGACCUCUCAGAGUAUUAGGGUCACCUGGAAGGCUCCCAGGAAGGAGCUGCAAAACGGAGUAAUCCGGGGUUAUCAGAUCGGUUACCGAGAGAAUGGCCCAGGCAGUAAUGGCCAGUACAGCAUUGUGGAGAUGAAGGCCACCGGAGAUAGUGAGGUCUACACUCUGGACAACCUGAAGAAGUUUGCCCAGUAUGGUGUGGUUGUCCAGGCCUUCAACAGAGCUGGCACAGGGCCCUCUAGCUCAGAGAUCAAUGCUACGACACUGGAAGAUGUGCCCAGCCAGCCUCCUCAGAAUGUGCGAGCGAUUUCUGUAACAUCAGAUGAAGCAGUCAUCACAUGGGCUGAACCUCCCAGGAUGACACUGCAUGGCGUAUUGAAGGGAUAUCGUGUUGUGUUCUGGGCUGUCUUUCCGGAUGGAGAAUGGGGUGAAAUGCAAAACAUCACAACCACUAAGGAGCAGGUGGAGCUCAGAGGCUUGGAGAAGUUCACCAACUACAGCAUCCAGGUGCUUGCCUAUACCCAGGCUGGAGACGGGGUCCGUAGCAACGUCCUGUAUAUCCAAACCCGUGAAGACUACCCUGGACCCCCAGCUGGCAUCAAAGCUGUGCCCUCCUCUGCCAGCAGUGUUGUGGUGUCCUGGUUACCCCCUCACAAGCCAAAUGGAAUCAUCCGCAAGUACACCAUCUACUGCUCCAGCCCCGGGUCAGGCCAACCGCUGCCAAGCGAGUAUGAAGCCAAUCCAGAGCUGCUUUUCUACCGAAUCACUCACCUCAACCACCGGCAGCAGUAUCUGAUCUGGGCUGCGGCCGUCACAACUGCAGGCCGGGGUAACUUCAGCGACAAAGUCACUGUGGAGCCAGCGGCCAAGGCUCCAGCUAAGAUCCUGUCAUUUGGGGGCACAGUGACCACUCCUUGGAUGAAGGAGGUGCGACUUCCCUGUAGUUCAGUAGGAGAACCUACACCUACUAUAAAAUGGACCAAAGACAGUGAGGAUACAGCCAUCCCAGUGUCUCUAGAUGGACAGCGUCUCAUUCUGGCCAAUGGGACACUGGUGUUGCGCUCUGUCAAAGCUGAAGAUUCUGGUUACUACACCUGCACGGCCACCAACACACUGGGCUUUGACACUAUCAUAGUCAACCUUUUGGUACAAGUUCCACCAGAUCAGCCUCGUCUAACCGUCUCCACCACCUCCACCUCCUCCAUCACUCUGGCUUGGAUACCAGGAGACAACGGAGGCAGCUCUAUCAGAGGUUUUGUGCUGCAGUACUCUGUAGACAACACAGAGGAAUGGAAAGAUGUUUUCAUCAGUUCUAGUGAGCGCUCUUUCAAAUUGGACAACCUGCGCUGUGGCACCUGGUAUAAAGUUAAGCUGGCUGCAAAGAACAGCGUUGGAGCCGGACGCAUCAGUGAGAUCAUCGAGGCAAAGACCCAUGGACGAGAACCUCAGUUCAACAAGGAUCAGCCCGUCUUCACCCACAUUAACUCCAGCCACGCCCGCCUCAACCUGCAAGGUUGGGCCAGUGGAGGCUGUCCAAUCAGUGCCGUCACGCUAGAGUUUAGACCAAAAGGUACAUGGGCGUGGCAGAAUGUACGGACCAAUGCCACCACAGAUGUGUUCCUGGCAGAGCUGCGUGAGGCCACCUGGUAUGAGCUGAAGAUGAAAGCCUGUAACAGCGCUGGCUGUGGCAACCAAAGCUCACAAUUUGCAACUCUGGACUAUGAUGGCAGCACAAUUCCACCAAUCAAAUCCCCCCUGGAAAAGAACGAUGAUGUCAAGAAGCUGUUUUCUAUUGGCUGUCCUGUGAUCUUGGUCACUCUGGGUGUUGCACUGCUCUUCAUCAUUCGCAAGAAACGCAAGGAAAAGAGGCUGAAGAGACUAAGAGAUGCCAAAAGCCUGGCAGAGAUGCUGAUAAGUAAAAACAACCGCAGCUUUGACACCCCAGUGAAGGGGCCUCCUCAGGGCCCACGGUUACAUAUUGACAUCCCGAGAGUGCAGCUGCUAAUUGAGGACAAAGAAGGCAUCAAGCAAAUUGGUGAGGACAAAGCCACUAUCCCUGUGACAGACACAGAGUUCAACCAAACUGGGAACCCUCAGAGCUUCUGCACAGGUGUGUCUGUCCAUCACCCAGCCCUCAUCCAGAACACCGGCCCUUUGAUUGACAUGUCAGACAUCAGACCAGGAACCAACCCAGUGUCGAGGAAGAGUGUUAAAUCGGCCCAUAGCAUCAGGAACCGCUACUCCAGUCAGUGGACUCUGACCAAGUGCCAGGCCUCCACGCCAGCCCGCACUCUCACCUCAGACUGGCGCACAGUUGGCUCCCAGCAUGGCAUCACUGUCACAGAGAGUGACAGCUACAGUGCCAGCCUCUCACAGGACACAGAUAAGGGUCGCAACAGCAUGGUGUCGACAGAGAGCGCCUCCUCCACCUACGAGGAGUUGGCGAGAGCAUAUGAGCAUGCCAAGCUAGAGGAACACCUGCAGCAUGCCAAAUUUGAAAUUACUGAGUGCUUUAUCUCUGACAGUUCUUCUGACCAGAUGACCACAGGUACCAAUGACAAUGCAGACAGCAUGACGUCCAUGAGCACACCGUCAGAGCCUGGUAUCUGCCGUUUCACUGCCUCGCCACCCAAACCCCAGGACUAUGAUCGUGGCAAGAAUGUAGCUGUGCCCAUUCCACACCGCGCCAAGAGUGACUACUGUAACCUACCCCUCUACAUGAAGUCAGAUCCCUUCUUCCGAAAGCAGUCGGAGCAUCAUGACCCAUGUCCAGUGGUUCCACCACGUGAAGCCUCUAUUCGUGGCCUGGCCCAGCGUGCAUACCACACCCAGGGCCGUCAUGUGACUAUGGACUCUGCAAAGCAGCAGGCCCUAAGCAUGGGCCACUCUGGCCUGUCCAACCUCACUUCCUCUGGGGCUUCCUCUGGAGGAGCAGGAUGCGGUGGUGGAGGUAGUGGGAGUGGAGGGGUCUCUGCUAGCUCUAGCAGCUCCACACUCCCCCAGAGGACUCUCACCAUGCCCGGCUCCUCUGCCUCAGUGGCCCAGAGUGCAGCGGCAGCUGCUGCUGCUACUGCUGCAGCUGCUGGGGCAUCAUCAUCCUCCGGUGGAGGUGGGGUAGCUGGGGCCACAGGAGGGACUCCUGGAGGUGCCUCCUCAUCCUCCUCCAAGAUGGGAGGAUCCAGAGACUCUCUCCUGGAGAGCAGCUCCUCGGGCUUAGGCAGACUACAGAAGCAGAGGGAUGGAGGGGCAGGGGCCUACUCCAAGUCGUACACACUGGUGUAGCCUGCCAUCACUGCGGCCUGUCACUGUAACUCUUAAUAGAAUGCUGGUCAAGCCAGCGCUUGCCUGGAGCCUCUAUGGAAAAGUGGGGUGAGGAACAUACACAUGCACAGCUGACCCGUCAGUGCCUGCGCUGUGCCAAGCUGCAGGGGGCUGGUUGGGUUCCCAUUGACACUACUGUAUGAAGGGGUCAGAGUUGGGUCUCCAUAGCACAGGGGUUUGCCUUUCUUUCUGCCUGAUUGCUUUCUAUUAUUAUGUCAUCUUUCUCUAUCCCCCUUUUUCAUCACCCUGGGAAUCACUUGCCAAAACAUAAAUGAUUUAUCUGUUCAUAUUUUCCUUUUCUGGUAAGGACACAGCACUUAUGCACAAAAUGCUUUCCACAUGCACUGUCUUGUUUUAUGGAUCAAGACAGUCGUAGAAUGAACCAGGUUGCUUGAGUUUUUGAGGUUUUUAGGUUUUCAAAUAUGUUACUUUUCUGGUCUCUGAUGGAAGAAGAGCUCAUAUCACAGCAUUGUGCCAUGGCAGGAUGCUUUUACUGUAUGCAUAAACCACCAGUCUUGGUGUUACACUGGCUCUGAGAGGUUACUCCAUCAUGGAUUCAUACUUUAGAGGCAAUGGAAAGACUGACUGAUUUUCUUAUACAUGCAAUGGAUGACACAGCAUAGUUGUCUUAAUCGAUGCUUUUAUGAACAGACUCAAAUCAGAGCAGAAUAAAAAAUGUCAAGCAUCAUCAAGUGAAAGAUGAAUCCAAACCUUUUUUUCCAUCAGUUUUCUGUUUAUUUUCUGAUGAUGGAAAUAUAAUCUCAUGUGCACUAAGAACAAGUUAGAAUGGAUCCAAGUAACAGAAAUCUUCACAAGCCUGCGUGUGUGUGUGAAUGGGUGUAUAUGUGUAAAUAUAUAUAUGUAUACAUGUGGCAGGCACACACCAACAGUGGACCUUUUUAAAAUCAAUCUGUAUGCUGACCUCUCGGGCAGACGUCUGUGUCAAAACUGACCUCCCACCCACCCACUGUUCAUUUUGUACCUGUGAAAGGGGAUUCUGGGACAGUAACAAUGAUGAUGCUGACGAUGUAACACUAUAAUCCUAAUUUGGUCCAGCAUUUUGAACUUUGUUUUGUUAAGUGUGAUUGACAGCAUUGCUUAGAAAAUGAGAAAUACUGAAGAGUAAGUGGGUUCAAAAGAGAGUAAUUACAGAUAAGAAAGAGGUUCCUUUCUUUAUCUCUUUUCCUGCUUCAGAACAGAGAAGGAAAAGACCCUUUUAUGAUUCAUCAUGAUGCCACAAAGCUAUUAUUCUUUGUUUAACUCAUUUUACCUGUAUCCAUUUUUUCCCUUUCUAUCCUUCUCCACCUUCACUCCUACCCACCCAGUCCCCCAUCAUAUCCAUACAGUGUCACUGUGACCUACUGCUAGCAUAUUGGCUAGUUAAAAAGACAGACAGGCUGAGAAAAAGAGGUCUUAUAUGCACAGACAGACAGAAAUGCUAUUUGACGUUCAGUGACAACUUGAAUGGAGAGACAAGUUGCAAACAUACAGCAAAUCUAUUGAGAUGUAUACGAGAAAAAUCAUAUUUGUAUGAAAUGAUCUUGAAUUUAUGAACAGACAAUGACUUUGAGAUUAUAGACAGAGAGAUCAAGUGCUGAUAGCAUUUGCAGUUGUGUUAGGGAAACGGGGAAGGGGUUACAUAGGAGAGAGAUACAAUUUUUCUUCAGAAAUAAGUGGUCUUCAAAACUAAAAGAUGUGUUUUCAAGUCCCUCAGCCUCACUAAAAUUUAUUUUAGCUUUAUGCAUGGUACUGUAUCUGUUAACUUAAAGUUUAUUCCCCCCCCCUUUCUUCUCCCAAAGCUUAAUCCCAUAACAAAGAUCGUUCCAAAAAAAGAGUUGCUCUAAAUGUUUUGCAAUGGUAAAACGUAACAUCAGGGCUCUCGCAAUA
Morone saxatilis (striped sea-bass) is the source of this 7583-nucleotide messenger RNA. RefSeq names its product Down syndrome cell adhesion molecule-like protein 1 homolog. NCBI's taxonomy places the organism in Eukaryota, Metazoa, Chordata, Actinopteri, Moronidae. Gene Ontology annotation, biological process: cell adhesion; axon guidance. Bases 45 to 5657 code for a protein of 1870 amino acids. The record is from RefSeq and is a predicted model, not a curated record. Gene Ontology annotation, cellular component: plasma membrane. The transcript is spliced from 31 exons. Gene Ontology annotation, molecular function: protein binding.